CGGUUCUGUGAGUGGAGCGGCCUGCUGGGUCGCAGACCGGCGCGGGAGCAAGGCCGAAAACACGAACCCACGAGAGCGGGGGAGGACAACAGGACGGCUGCCAGCGCCAGACCUGGGUCAGUGAGGAGUCUCCGGGACCCAGCCCGCCUGCUGCUCCCAUCCUCACCUGGCACGGCGUCUCAUGGGGGACGACACCAUGUUAGGGCCCCGCGCCCGCCUUCGGGACGGACCAGGCAGGAGUUAAGAAGUCUCCAUUCCUUUCCUCCAAACCAGAAGACUUUGUUCCCUGCAUAUAAAGCAUGAGAUAUGUUGGUUAGAAACAACUGGCUCGUGUUUAAAACUGAAGAGUUUCAUGAUUAUUUAACCUAAGUCCUGUGCUAAAAUGCGAUGAACUGUCUUGGAAACACUAAUCUGGGGUAAACCAAAUCUGUUUCUGGAACCAUGAAAAUUUUGCUGGUUUUUGACUUUGACAAUACAGUCAUAGAUGACAAUAGUGACACCUGGAUUAUACAGUGUGCUCCAGAGAAAAAGCUUCCUGUCAAAUUGCAAGAAUCUUAUCAAAAAGGAUUUUGGACAGAAUUUAUGGGCAGAGUCUUUAAAUAUUUGGGAGACAAAGGCAUAAGUGAAGAUGAGAUGAAAAGAGCAAUGACAUCAGUUCCUUUCACUCCAGGAAUGGUGGAACUUUUAAACUUUAUAAGAACGAAUAGGAAUAAAUUUGAUUGUAUCAUUAUUUCAGAUUCAAAUUCAGUCUUCAUAGAUUGGGUUUUAAAAGCUGCCAGUUUUCAUGAUGUGUUUGAUAAAGUGUUUACAAAUCCAGCAGCUUUUAAUAACAGUGGUCAUCUCACUGUGGAAAAUUAUCACACUCAUUCUUGUACUAGGUGCCCAAAGAAUCUUUGCAAAAAAGCAGUUUUGGUAGAAUUUAUAGAUAAUCAGCUACAACAGGGAGUGAAUUAUACACAAAUUGUUUAUAUAGGUGAUGGUGGAAAUGAUUUCUGUCCAGUAACCUUUUUAAAGAAGAAUGAUUUUGCCAUGCCACGGAAAGGAUAUAGUUUGCAGAAAACUCUCUCCAGAAUGUCUCAAAAUUUUGAUCCUGUGGAAUCCUCUGUGGUAGUUUGGUCUUCAGGUGUUGAAAUAAUUUCUCAUUUACAGUUUCUAAUAAAAGAAUAAUAUCUCAUCCGUUGAAAUGUGUAUCAGUUAAGAUUAGGCUCAGCUGCAUAUAACUAAAACCUCAAGUACCAGUGCCUUUUAAAAAAAGGUUUUUUUCUUUCACUUAAAAGGUAAGUAUCCAGAGGUAAUAUCUCAAGGCUGGUGUGUUACUCAACCAACCUUAGCACUUGGCUUCCAUCUCAUGAUCCAAGAUUACUGUUCAAGCUCCAGCCCUCACAUCAGCAUUCUGGCCGGCAAGAAGGUUACAUCCCCUUCUUUAAGGAAGUUUACCAGAAGUUGCACCUAACACUUCUAUUUAAUUUCAGUUGGCCAAAACUUAGUUAUAAUACCCCACCUAAUUGCAAGAAAGGAUGGAAAAUAAACCUUUUAUUCUUGUGAUUGUUCCCAGGUAAAAAUUGGAAAAGAGGGGAGUACAGAAUUGUAGGCACAACUAGCAGUCUCUACCAAAGGUGGUUGAUAGGUAGAUUAGAUUUUUAAGUUUAUUUCCAGAGAGAAUAGUCGUGUAUUUUACUUUCAUAGAUAUUUAUUUCAAAACCAUGCCAGUAGAUAAAAAUAAGCUUGAGCUUUAUUCACAUAAGAAUAAAAGGCUCCCAAAUGUGUAUAAUGUCCCACUCCCAAGUCAGUGUAUUUUAAAGAUAGAAAUGCAAUAUCGGUUUCCCAGGUUUUCUUCAAUCUCAGGCUUUCCUUUUUGAAAUGAAAUAGAAAUUAAAUGCUGUUCAAAUAUUUUAAUUUUUAUCAUAGCGUCACAGAAUAUAACUCUACAUAGAAUAUUUAGUGUGCUGUUGUUAUUUGGAAAUGCAGUCUUGAGGGAUACAAUAUAUCAUUUGUAGGAAUUCUCAAUAUUUAAGAGACAUAUAGGAAUAUUUGCAAAGUAUCAACUGAUCUAGAAAGUUUUACAAAUAUAUGCUUAUUUUUAGACUCUCAUUGUGUUUUAAUUGUAAAUAUCCAGUAUGUAAUAUGAUUUUCUUUUCUAAAUUAAUGGAAAGCUUCAGAAGAAAAAGUAUUUGGUAUAAUGGGGAAAAAAUUUGAUACUCUCUAAAUCUUUUUUUUUUUUAAGUUUUAAAGUAAAUAUUUUGCUUUAAAAUUGAUAGGUUAAAUUAGGUUGAAACAUCUAACUCUUAUAGAUUAUCAUUUCCCUACAUGGUGAGACCAGGGUCAUACACAAGGGGAAGACAUCAUGUGAGGAUCUGGUCACAAGGUAAGGAAUGUCAAGAAACACCCAGUGCUACCAGAGCUGAAAGAGACAAGGAAGGAUCUUUUCCUAGAGCCAACAGAACAUAGUCGUACCAACACCCUGAAUUCUAACAUCUAGCCCCCAGAACAGUGAGAAAAUAAAAUUGUCCUUUAGAGCCACCUACUUUGUGGUAUUUUAUCACUGCAGCCCUAGGAAACUAAGACAAGUCAUAGGAGUGACUAGAGAGGUAGAGUAGAGGAACCACCUGUCCUUCAGAUGGGACUCUAGACUAGCUGUGGUAGGUGGAAUUCUAAAAUGGCCACAAGAUAUCUCCCCUGGUGUACACAACUUACAAAAUGUCUGGGGCUCUGAAUUUGUUGGAUCUUAUUUCUGUGAUUAGGUAAUGCAGUAUGGCACAGUUGACCUUAAAAUAGGGUGAUGAGCUGAGUGUCCUGACUGAAUCACAUAGGCCCUUCAAAAGCAGAGAGUUUUUCCACCUGGUUGCAGUAGAGCAAGUUAGUGAUUUGAAGCACAAGAAGGAUUUGGCAUGCCGUUGCUGACUUAAAGAGGGAAAGAGCCACGUGGUAAGGAAAGUGGAUGGCCUCCACGAAGUCAGAGCAGCCCCUGGCUGAUAGCCAACAAAGAAAUGGGGAUCUCAGUCCUACAACUAACUGCAACGAAAUGAAUUCCAUGUGUUUGGAAGAGGACCCUGAAACUCAGAGGAGAACUGCAGCCUAGGCUGACACCUUGAUUUCAGCUGGCUGAGACUCUGAGCAGAGAACCCCCAGCGACACCAUGCCCAGACUUGUGUGAGAUACUAAGUGUAUUGUUUUAAGAUGCUAUAUUUGUCGUGAUUUGUUACCUAGAAAUAGAAAACCAUUACAGUAGCUAAUCCCAUCUCUUAAGGAAUAGGUUGCCUAAUUUUUCCCAGCCCGGCUUCUCACACACACAUAAACAUACACACUCUUUUUUUGUAAUUAUCUACAUGUUGGGCAAUCUCAAGGGAGCCCUAGUAGUGCAGUGGUUAAAGCACUGGGCUGCUAACCGAAAGAUCGGCAGUUUGAACCCAGCAGCCGCUCUGUGGGAGAAAGAUGUGGCAGUCUGCUUCUGUAAAGAUUUACAGCCUUGGAAACCCUAUGGGGCAGUUCUACUCUGUCCUAUAGGAUCUCUAUGAGUUGGAAUAUGACUCGACAGCAGUGGGUUGGCAAUCUCAUGAAGUGUGAAUUGUUCUUUGUUGCUCUGACUAGACAGUAAAUGUCAUUAUGAUGUAUCAAAAGAUGUUAAUAAAAAUGAGUUUCAAGAGUGAUUUAAUUUUCUGCUAUUUUCUAAUUAUUUAUAAUAUGAUGUUUACACUUAAAAAAAAAAAAAAAAAAAAAAA
Trichechus manatus latirostris (Florida manatee) is the source of this 3719-nucleotide messenger RNA. RefSeq names its product phosphatase, orphan 2 (gene PHOSPHO2). The transcript is spliced from 3 exons. Lineage: Eukaryota; Metazoa; Chordata; Mammalia; Sirenia; Trichechidae. Gene Ontology annotation, molecular function: phosphatase activity. The record is from RefSeq and is a predicted model, not a curated record. The coding region runs from base 442 to 1167 and encodes 241 amino acids.